GGCCGAGGUCAAUCGUGCAGGUCCCGAGCACUGUCUGCUGGAAUCAGGUAAGAAGGGUACCGGGUUGGAGAAGGUUGAGCUCCGCUGACGCCCGGCUUUUCCAGGUGGCGGUCGCUGCGCACUCGCCGGCAAUAUGGCUUUGAGGGGAGUCUCAGUCAGCGCGCGGCUACUGAGUCGCAGGUCCGGCCUGCACUUCCCACGUGUCCCGCGUACGUGGAGCUCGUCGGCACACACUGAAAAGACACAGAGCCCAUCGGUCAAAUCCUCCCGUCCUGGGUUUGACUGGAGGGACCCACUGGUGCUGGAGGAACAGCUGACCGCCGAUGAGAAACUCAUCAGAGACACGUUCCGCAACUACUGCCAGGAGCGACUUAUGCCUCGAAUUGUGCUUGCCAAUCGAAAUGAAGUUUUUCACCGGGAUAUCGUGUAUGAGAUGGGGGAGCUGGGCGUGCUGGGACCCACCAUCAAAGGAUAUGGCUGUGCUGGAGUAUCAUCAGUGGCCUAUGGGCUCCUGACCCGAGAGCUAGAGAGGGUGGACAGCGGCUACAGGUCAAUGAUGAGUGUUCAGUCCUCCCUCGUCAUGCACCCCAUCUAUACCUAUGGGAGCGAGGAGCAGCGGCAGAAGUAUCUGCCCCGGCUGGCCAAGGGUGAACUUCUGGGCUGCUUUGGGCUUACAGAGCCCAACCAUGGGAGUGACCCAGGUGGCAUGGAGACCAGAGCUCGCCACAAUCCAUCAAACCAGAGCUACACUCUCAAUGGGACCAAGACCUGGAUCACCAACUCACCUGUGGCUGACCUGUUCGUAGUAUGGGCUCGGUGUGAGGAUAACUGUAUUCGGGGCUUUCUGCUGGAGAAGGGAAUGCGGGGCCUCUCAGCCCCUAGGAUUGAGGGAAAGUUCUCCUUACGUGCCUCGUCUACUGGUAUGAUCAUCAUGGAGAACGUGGAGGUGCCCAAGGAGAAUGUGCUCCCUAAUGUGUCCAGCCUAGCGGGUCCUUUUGGCUGCCUUAACACUGCCCGAUAUGGCAUCACAUGGGGUGUGUUGGGAGCUGCUGAGUUCUGUUUGCACACAGCCCGGCAAUACGCCCUGGACAGGAUCCAGUUUGGUGUCCCCUUGGCCAGGAACCAGCUGAUUCAGAAGAAGCUGGCAGAUAUGCUCACCGAGAUCACACUGGGCCUCCACGCUUGUUUGCAGCUUGGUCGUUUAAAGGAUCAGGACAAGGCUACCCCAGAAAUGGUCUCCCUGCUGAAGAGAAAUAACUGUGGAAAAGCCCUGGACAUUGCCCGCCAGGCACGAGACAUCCUGGGAGGAAACGGGAUUUCUGAUGAGUACCAUGUGAUCCGGCAUGCAAUGAAUCUGGAGGCAGUGAACACUUAUGAAGGUACACAUGACAUUCACGCUCUGAUCCUUGGGAGAGCAAUUACUGGGAUUCAGGCAUUCACAGUUGGCAAGUGAACACACUUCAACGCUAGAUCCUGGCAGCACCACACAUUGCUCUGAGUCUGCUCAAGAAGUGAUGGACGGACCCAGCUUUUAUGGUGGAAAGUGAGACACUGGUUUGAGACUAUGGAAAUUUCCUUCUGAGAGAUGUUCAGAUAUGUUCUACAAAAAGAAGAUACAAUUCUCUGUAGCCUUUUAAAAAUGAGAUCAGAUUUCAUCUACCUUGUUUUCAGCUUCUUCUAACUGGGGGAGGAGAGAAAAACAAAGAAGCCAGUAAGUGAAGCGGAUCACACCUUGUGAGAAGGUGCUCUAGCGUUUACAAUGUGCCUUCCUUCCUGCCUCCAUCCCAGGGGCAGUGCCUUCUGUGUUCAACACUGAGCAGAUAAGAGAGGAAAAUAAAGAGCCUGUGCUUCA
Messenger RNA from Myodes glareolus (Bank vole), 1852 nucleotides. It is a transcript of the gene Gcdh, whose product is annotated as glutaryl-CoA dehydrogenase. Lineage: Eukaryota; Metazoa; Chordata; Mammalia; Rodentia; Cricetidae. The record is from RefSeq and is a predicted model, not a curated record. Gene Ontology annotation, cellular component: mitochondrial inner membrane. Gene Ontology annotation, molecular function: fatty-acyl-CoA binding; glutaryl-CoA dehydrogenase activity; flavin adenine dinucleotide binding. Gene Ontology annotation, biological process: fatty-acyl-CoA biosynthetic process; fatty acid beta-oxidation using acyl-CoA dehydrogenase.